Messenger RNA from Rangifer tarandus platyrhynchus (Svalbard reindeer), 564 nucleotides. NCBI's taxonomy places the organism in Eukaryota, Metazoa, Chordata, Mammalia, Artiodactyla, Cervidae. The record is from the annotation of a GenBank genome assembly.
AUGGGGCUCCAGGAAGAUGAGCCGGAGCGACCCAGGCUCCAGGGCCCCUCAGAGGCCUGCCCUGUCAGCGGGGGCACCUCCGACCUCCUCAGGCUCUGCUCCCGAGGUGGGGGCGCGGUGGGGCCUGGCCAUCUCCCCAGAGCUCUGGAGCUUGGGCAGAAGGGACUCCGUCCCAGACAGAGGGAGCUGACUUGUCCCUGGGCCCGGGAGGCGGCCCAUCAGUCUCAGCUGCGGGAGGCCUGGCUGCCUCCUCGGGGGAGGCCUCCCGAGCAGCCCUAUCUUGAUCCCGUUGGUUCAUCCACGUGUCGGUUGCCAGCGCCUCUGGUGCUAGGCUGCAAGCCGGCCCGGCGCAGAGCCAGGCCUCUCCUGGGUGGCCACUCACGCUGGCCGGCUGGGGACCCCACGGGGCCCGGAGGGAGUAUGUGGGGACACGGGGCCGCGCCUCACGCGGUGGGCGUCAGGCUGGCAGUGCAGGCAGCUCUGCCCUCUUCUGCCCCAGCCCCAGAGAUGAGAAUGGGCACCGGGGGCCUGGCCCAGCCCACGGCCGCCCAGCAAGAGGACUGA